Mytilinidion resinicola is the source of this 219-nucleotide messenger RNA. RefSeq names its product Aldo/keto reductase. NCBI's taxonomy places the organism in Eukaryota, Fungi, Ascomycota, Dothideomycetes, Mytilinidiales, Mytilinidiaceae. Gene Ontology annotation, molecular function: oxidoreductase activity. The annotation marks the transcript as partial. The record is from RefSeq and is a predicted model, not a curated record. The transcript has a single exon.
ACUAUCCAGAAACUAAACACUGGCGCUCCCAUCCCAGCCAUUGGCUUUGCUACCUGGCAGGACAAUGAAGCACAAGAGCCUGCCGUCAUCGCUGCCCUUAAAGCCGGCUACCAUCACAUUGAUACUGUACGCAUCUACGGUACGGAGCCUGCAGUUAGUGCGGCUAUUAAGCACUCCGGCGUUCCCCGCAGUAAUAUCUUUAUCAUGACUAAGUUGUAG